UUCCUCUAUUAUAUCCCCUGCAUCCCUCUAUUGGAGUGUCGUAUCCCAGAAUUCCAAUGCAUUUGUCACUGGACACUAUGAACAUGGUGGAUGACGCUUGUCUUUCGCCGAGUAACUUCCACGAGAUGGUUAAAGCUGGAGGUGCGGUGAUGGGCACUCGUGUCCACAGCAUUGAUGUCAUCCUAGGCUUCAACAAGGACCAGGAGCCUUUGCUCAACCCUGGAGCCAACGUUGUAACUCAUAAAGUCGGAGUUGGGAAUCUUGGAGAUCUGGUUAAGGAGGACCAGCGGGUGCAGGCAUACGGACACUUGGAGACCCUCAGGAGCGGCACAGAGCAGCCUGAUUUUCAUGAUGGUGAUGUGUUCUCCAACAAGUGCGACGGGAUAUUGGGUGACCUUCGAAAGUCCACCGAAAGUGACAGUAAAUCUCCAGAUUCGGCUGAUGGGGAACAGCCCAAAAAGAAGCACAGACGCAACCGCACGACCUUCACCACAUAUCAGCUUCACGAGCUGGAGCGAGCCUUUGAGAAAUCCCACUACCCUGACGUCUACAGCCGAGAAGAGCUAGCCAUGAAAGUCAGCCUGCCGGAGGUCCGAGUACAGGUUUGGUUCCAGAACCGCAGAGCAAAAUGGCGGCGACAAGAAAAAAUGGACGCCAGCGCCAUGAAGCUCCACGACUCCCCUAUGCUCUCCUUCAACCGCCCGUCCAUGCACACCACCGCGGGACCCAUGAACGGCUCGCUGCCGCUCGACCCUUGGCUCCCCUCCCCGUUAUCCACAACUCCGGUGCACAGCAUUCCAGGGUUCAUGGGUCCCACCCAAGGACUGCAGACAGGUUACCCAAACCACGGUUUCCUGAGCACACCCCAACCGAUGACCCAGAGCAUGCAGCCCAUGGCUCCAUCACCGUACCAAUGCCCACCUCCCUUCACCGACAAAUAUCCGCUGGAGGACAUCGAGCAACGCAGUUCAAGCAUCGUCGCUUUGAGGAUGAAAGCUAAGGAACACAUCCAGUCCAUGGACAAGACCUGGCAACCCAUGUGUUGAGGUUACUAAAUGGUGUCGAAGGCUAGUAAAGAAUUACUGAUUGUAUAACAGAUGGUUUGUCCCGGAUAUGUAGGCGCUGAAUGGGUCACCUGCCAGGUAUUUACUGUAUUUAUUUUUGUUAACCUGGAUAUGAAAACGGCGAAAGAGACAAGCACAACGAUUGAGACUUUCACACAAGUAGUGUUUCGGCUCAUACAUUUUCUGGACAUGUUUUAAAGCUUGUCUACAAACACUUACUGAGAUGUGAAUAAAAGGUCAUGUUUUCCAUCACAUGACCUCUGUCCACACAUCCACACUUUACGGGGAUGAUCAGCCGCUGAUGUUUAAAGUCACAUCGACGAUUGUGAGGAAUAAAUAUGGAAGUUAUAUUUCACAAGACUCAUUUCAUUCGCAAAAGACUUUGAGUAAGAGGCUUUUGUGUGACCUUUACAUAUGUGCUGAAGAAAGCAAUCCAGUGUUACCCUACCAUGACUGUCUCUUGUUUUGAAACAGUUCAUCUGAAUUUGAUCAUUUCCCUUUUAAGAGGGAAAGACUGGGCAACUUUUUUUAACUUCUGCAAAAGGAAACUCACAAAGUUCAAGUUGCCAGACUUUUUCUAGCAAAAUUGUUAUUUGCUGUUUGUUAAACUUCUUACAGACAGCAUGUUGAGUAUCUUAAAUGUAUAGACUGAUUCAUUUUCCCUUUAAAUGAUUUAUAAUGAAUAUUUUUUGUUUGUUUGUUUGUUUGUUUGUUUGUUUCAGAAUGUAUCCAGUCGAGUCAAAGUGUAAUUUUUAUAGGGCCGUUUGGCCCAAACAUUAGUUUACAAACCGAAUAUGUGACUCUUAGAUGACUUGCACACUUGAAAAGCCAAAGUUAGAAAGCAAUACAACAAUCAUGCAUAAAUGUAUAUGUUUGUGAAAUGUUAAGUUGUCAACAGAAAUACGAAUGUGUUUUUUGGUGUUUGUAAUGUACUGUAUCUUAGAGAUUUUUACGGAUGCUCACAAUAAAAAAAAUCUAGUUUGAUAGACCUUUGGUUUCAGUCGACUCGUUCUUAUUCCAGGAAAGGUUGUCUGGCAGUUCAUCACGUGUUUAUGCCAGCAGAGCUAUAGAAAACAAGGUGGAUUUUAUCUCCCCAUCUCUUUAUCUUCUGACCGGUGGCACCGUGCCAGCCCGUUAGGAUGAUGAUGUUCCGGUCAAUCAGGUCGGAGCGGGAGGGGGGCAUCUACGGUUUUCCUAAUUGCCUCCUGACGCUCCUGUUGAGGCACAUGUUCAUGGUGACUGGUGCUCGGAUGUAUUCAUCAUGUGUGAGCGAUGCUCUCAGACAGAUGGGGGACCACGGGGGCCAUAUGGUUUCCAAAAAAACUGUGCUGGGAAAGAGCAAGAGGGUACGAAUGUGACG
Messenger RNA from Paramisgurnus dabryanus, 2424 nucleotides. NCBI's taxonomy places the organism in Eukaryota, Metazoa, Chordata, Actinopteri, Cypriniformes, Cobitidae. The record is from RefSeq and is a predicted model, not a curated record.